CAUUAUAGACAAACCCUUAAUGUUAAAUGCUUUCAUAGUGAUGAGUAUUUAUUUCUAGAGUCAGAAACCUCUUCAAGAUCUUUAGUUCUUUUCUUUUUUCUUCUUCUUUUGUAAGGAAAUCACCCAAGAAAACCUAAUCUUUUUAUCAUGGAUAUCAACGCUUCUAAGUUCAUAAACCAAACUUCAAGCCUUGAAAUGUCCAUGGAAACCCAAAUCUUCCAAGACCAAAUUCCUUUCACUUCAUUUUUUCCUGCAGGUUUCUCCCUCCAAACACACCAAAUACUUUCUUCUUCUUCUUCUUCUACUUCAAUCCCCAUCUCAGCCCUUCUUGGUGACCACAUAAGCAUAGGAAAUGAUCACAUGGAGGAGGAGGAAGAACCAGAGGAAGAGCUAGGAGCCAUGAAAGAAAUGAUGUACAAAAUCGCAGCUAUGCAGCCUGUGGACAUAGAUCCAGCAACAAUUCGCAAGCCUAAAAGACGAAAUGUAAGGAUAAGCGACGACCCCCAGAGCGUAGCAGCACGUCAUAGAAGAGAGAGAAUAAGCGAAAAGAUCAGAAUUCUGCAAAGGCUUGUUCCUGGAGGAACAAAAAUGGACACUGCCUCCAUGUUAGACGAAGCUAUUCUUUAUGUCAAGUUCUUGAAGAGACAGAUUCGUUUACUCCAAUCUAAUCAAAACCCACCAAGCAUUGGAGGAUGGAGACCUCUUGCUUCGACCACAUCGUCACCCCUGGAGUCUCCAGCAGCAGCAGCAGGCCCUGGAAACGCUCUUCUCAGUAAUGGUGGUGAGCCUGGAGCUAUGUGCUUCAAUCAUGAGGUACUCAGUGAUUAGAGGGUAAUUAUUAAGCGUUAAUCAUUGUUGAAAUUGUGUAAAUGAUUUAAGGAGGGUGUCAUGUGUGAGAAAAAAAAAAAAAAAAAAAGCUGUUAGGAUAUUGUUGACUAUAAUGGUCUGUGGAAUAAUCAUAACGGUUGGCUCCAGUUACGUACAACCCAUAUACAUAUAUUAUAUAAUAAGGCCCAUGGAUUGUGAGUGUUGGCCGGAAAGUUUGUUUGGCCGACUCUCUUCCGGGAA
Manihot esculenta (cassava) is the source of this 1068-nucleotide messenger RNA. RefSeq names its product transcription factor HEC3. The transcript has a single exon. NCBI's taxonomy places the organism in Eukaryota, Viridiplantae, Streptophyta, Magnoliopsida, Malpighiales, Euphorbiaceae. Gene Ontology annotation, biological process: regulation of DNA-templated transcription. Gene Ontology annotation, molecular function: protein dimerization activity; DNA-binding transcription factor activity. The coding region runs from base 148 to 828 and encodes 226 amino acids. The record is from RefSeq and is a predicted model, not a curated record.